Nelumbo nucifera (sacred lotus) is the source of this 3655-nucleotide messenger RNA. RefSeq names its product O-fucosyltransferase family protein. The record is from RefSeq and is a predicted model, not a curated record. NCBI's taxonomy places the organism in Eukaryota, Viridiplantae, Streptophyta, Magnoliopsida, Proteales, Nelumbonaceae. Gene Ontology annotation, biological process: pollen-pistil interaction.
CGACAUCUCGUGGGCCCCACCCAACCCACUUCACCUCUCUUUUUCGGUGGUAUUCGUAAUUUCGUUCUCUAUUUCCUUUAGUAUUUUCCCGAUUAUAAAUUGCCACGUGUCUCAAGCCGGAGAUUCAAUCAAAGGACCGUCCACUUCUCACUUACGAAAGCUCGAAACCUCCCCCAUUCUUUCACGAAACCUCGCGGCCCCCCCCUUCCGACGACUUUUUCUGCCGGAAAACCUCACCGAAAUCCUCUCUCCCUUCUUCUUUCUAUCGACGUCGGCGUUAUUACUCCUUGGAAGAAUUCAUCCCUGUAAACUAGCUGUUGGAUGGAAGGAACCCACACAACAGUAUCCCAUACUACCGAUGUGGCAUCCCUCGCUGCGAGGAGAAAGUCUUGCGUCUGUUAGAAAGGGAUAAGAGAUCAUAAACGCCCUCGGAUACGAGAGGAACGAGACUUUUGGUUUCUCUCCUAGUUCGUUGCAAUGAUAGAUAUUCCACAAGCUCGGAAGAAACUGCCAUAGAUUGAGAGUUGAAGUUCUAGCUGUGGUACUAGCGGAAUCGAUCUGAUCAUCCAUCAGUGAAACUAUGGCGUCAGACAGCGUCGACGAACAAAUGUUUGAAGCUAGGGAUGGAUGGAUCCCCCUCCAUGCCUUCUCGGGAUGAUCUUUCAAUUUCGACCGCUGAAGCUUUUCGUGUUUCUCGAAUUUGUCUACUACAUAUACAUUUUCGGAGAGUCAUUGCUCGUUCUUUUCAUUGGAGAGCUUCACGGCUUCCUCCUCCGGUUGGAUCUCCGACCUCGUUUCGAUCUGCGUCCUUCCCACGACGAGUCGCUGGAAAGGGCUUUGUAACCGUAGCAAGAUCAACGGAGGGGGUUACGUGUUUGUAUUCUCAGUCGCACGUGGGAGAUUAAUUCUGACAGGUGGAGCUCCCUAAUUCAUUGAACACUAAUUACAUUAACAGUGGAGCUCCCUAACUGAAAGGAGAAGAGAAAAAAAUAGAGGCACGGUAAAAGCAAGUCCAUUACUCUUGGAGUUUUGGGAAUCAAGUUCCCCCAAUCUUUCAAAGUACUCCUUGAGACAUUUCCUUAAUGACUGGAAAUCGCGAGGGGUAUUUUGGUUAUUUACGUCUAAAAAGCGCCUUCUCCAGUCUCCAACUGUUUCUGGCGUUACCUUUCCCACUAUCACGUAUUUUUUUGUUCGUUUAAUAAUCUUUUCACAACUCAGACUCAGGGAGCGUACAGUUGUUGACGAUCCAGCUCAACAAAAGCUGCAAGAGGGUUUGUUCUGCAUGCAUGGUGCCAUGGUAGUCUGGUUUCUGCGUGUUAUUUAGUUUUCUCAUCUGGGUUGAUUAUUUAGGUUCCUCUGUCUCAAGUCUCAACCAUUUACGGGUUGAAAUUGUUUUCUUUUUCCCUAUUAAUGUUUAUGCUGUUGAUGGAAACGGUUUUCUUUUAUGUUGAGUCUGAGCCGCAAUGAUGGUUCUGGAUUACAUAUUUUCUUCAAAGCUUUAAAGCUAGAUUUGUCCAUAUUUUCUGCAAUUUUUUUUUUGGCUUGAAAUUUCCUCCUCCCUUUUUUCUGUCUUUGGAUCUGUGCACGAAUUUAAUGUCUUCUGGAUUUUCUUUUGUUUGCAUCUGAUGUUUGAGUUCAAAUAGAGAUUUCGUUAUGGGGUUUUAUCCAAAUACGGCCUAAUGCUUCCCGGUAAACUGUCGGCUUUUCGGUUUAAAUUUGAUCUUGGUGUGUGUUGAAUCUGUUUUUAAAACAUUGCUAAUUUGAAUCUCUCUCUCUCCGCGUCUCUGUCUCUGUGUCUGCCUCCCGUCUGUGGUGUGUGAGUGUGUCGGAUUGAGUUUUGAAACUUUCUUUUCUUUCCCAGGAUGUUUAGGUAGAGUUGCCGUCAAAUGAUAUACAGAACGGGGAAUUAAGGAUAGAUUCAUGGAUUUUGCCCACUGUAAGCAUUUGCGAUUUUUAGGUCGGCAUAUGCACUCUGUGGCUUGCAGAUGCCUCUUGUUGGUGUUCCUUUCUCUUGUUUUCAGUGCUUUUCUAUGUCCUACAAUCCCUGGUUUUGGUGGAUCUCUGAAUAGCUUUAUGUCUGUCGACACAUAUUCAUCACAAUCAAGGUUGGAAUCGGUAGUCAGGAAGGAUAAGUUCUUGGAGGUUCCUCAGAUUGUUUGGGGAUUAAACAAUCAGAAGAUUGCAUUUGCAAGGGCUUGUCUGACUGCAAGAAUGUUGAACCGAACUUUGUUGAUGCCCAGCUUAAGUGCUUCUCUGUUUUACAAAGAAAUUGAUCUGUUGCAACCCAUUUCCUUUGACAGGGUCUUCCAGUUUGAGAGAUUUAAUUCCCUCUGUAAUGGGUUUGUACAAGUGGGUCGAUACUCGGAUCUUUCAAACCGGACUGGAGCAUUUGAACUUCCGAAGGGAAGUGGAAGGAAGUGGACUGUGGAGAGAGAUUUGAAUCAACUAAAGGAAUGUAGAGAAGAUCCAACUGAUGGGUUUGAGGUCAUCCGAAUUGUUGGUAAGAAUCCGUUCUUGUGGCACGACCAUUGGCCUGUAAAGGACUAUGCGAAGGUAUUUGAAUGCUUGGUUUUAGUUGACGAGAUAGCAGAGGAAGCGGAGAAGGUUGUAUAUAAGAUCAGAGAGUUGGGAAGCAAGGCGAGAAGAAAAACUGAUGUGCUCGAAAAGAAUGAAACCUUGAAAGACUCUUCUUCUCAGCUUACACCUUUUGUAGCCGUCCAUAUGAGAAUAGAGAAAGAUUGGAUGAUUCACUGUAAGAAGCUUGAACAGAGGUCCAAUACCAGCCAAAUUUGCAGUAGCAAGGAGGAGAUUGUGGAGAGGGUGGGCCAUAUUGGUGGCCUCGGAUACCAUACUGUUGUUUAUGUUGCUGUUGCCGAUAGUCUUCUUGAAGACCCCUCUAUUUUGAGUGGUUGGAAGGAAGGACUGCUUCCGUUCGAGAAGAAGAAAUUGGGGGUUUGGGAUAUCUAUAAGAAGUAUCCAUAUCUCAUUAAAUCGGCAAUUGACUAUGAAGUGUGCUUGAGGGCUGAUGCCUUCGUGGGAAACAGUUUUUCUACAUUUUCCAAUCUUAUAGUUCUGGAGAGGACACAGAGAAUGAUUAGAAUGGGUGUCACUAGAUCAUGCGGUGUAGAUGUAAGAUGGCCUUCUUAUGCAUAUAAUAUCUUAGGUGAAGCUGGGGGCCCUCAGAAAUGGUUUACAGAUAUGUCUGGUUCAAGUCUUCAAGCCAUUAGCUAUGGAUCUAACAACAUUUCUUGUUGAAAAGGUCUCAUAAUGUACUUUCUACUGCAACUCUUGGAGCCACAAAGAUCUAUAGCUCCAUUUUUGCCACAAUUAGGUGAGACCAUUAGAAAUAGCUGGGUACAACAUCAAGGAUAUAUGUUCUUUUGUAAUCAUGAGUGAUAAUGAAGGAUUCAUUAUGGUACCCUUUUGAGAGGAAAUGCUACUAUGACGUCUCCAGCCAGUAAAGGUGACUUUGUUUUGUUUGUUUGUUUUUUUUUUUUUUUAAAUUUGAUUCUUUUCAUUACAUUAUACUCUUUGAUUCUUUGUACUUCCAUAUGAUAAUGUAGAAUAUUCAUCUUAUUGUUGAAUUCUUUGAAAACGUUUUGUAGAUCAUAUUCCUGGUAAACUUAAAAUUUUUACAGCAGCGCAUGAUGACCUA